Messenger RNA from Gymnodraco acuticeps, 5082 nucleotides. RefSeq names its product polyhomeotic-like protein 2. Gene Ontology annotation, cellular component: nucleus; PRC1 complex. The record is from RefSeq and is a predicted model, not a curated record. Gene Ontology annotation, molecular function: zinc ion binding; protein binding. Lineage: Eukaryota; Metazoa; Chordata; Actinopteri; Perciformes; Bathydraconidae.
UGGAGUGGGGUGUUGAAGCUGGGACGACGAGCUCGCUGUGCGUUGGGGGUAGAAGACGAGAGGUGCUGGGGUUCGGAUCCGACACACUCGCACACGCUCAUUCAGUCCGUCAGCCAGCCAGACACUCAGUCAGGCAGACAAAGAGGAGCAGCAUCCGGCAGGAGGACAGCACGCUCCCGGGGGAUGGGGCAUCAUACCCCUGCAUCGCGUCGGGGGGGCCGGAGGAGGCACAGGAGAGCCAUUCAGAAGAGUCGGGGGUCAAAGGUGAGAAGAGCAGAGGGCACCAUGGAGAGUGAGCCGGGGGCCCCUGCCCCCACGGCCAACAGCACCGGGACCGCCACCACCGCCACCGCCACCGCCACCUCCUCCAGCACCACAGCUGCCAGCAGCAGUAGUACCUCUAACACUACUGCUACUACUUCUACCACUCCCCCCAGCAGUAGUAGUAGUAACACAAACAGUAGUGCCAGCAGUAGUACUGCAGCCGGGAGGCAGGCGGUGCCUCAGAUAUCUGUUUACAGUGGGAUACCCGACCGGCAAACAGUGCAGGUGUUCCAGCAGGCGCUACACAGACAGCCUAACACAGCAGCACAGUACCUGCAGCAGAUGUACGCGGCUCAGCAGCAGCAUCUGAUGUUACAGACUGCUGCCCUCCAGCAGCAGCACAACCUCAGCACCGCUCAGCUGCAGAGCCUGGCUGCUGUCCAGCAGGCCAGUAUCGCUGCUGGCCGGCAAAGCUCUUCACAGAACGGCACUUCAUCCCAGCAAACAGGAACAACUCAAGCUACGAUCAACCUGACCACCUCCCCGGCAGCAGCGCAGCUCAUCAGCAGGGCCCAGAGCAUAAGCUCCACCCCCACCAGUAUUUCCCAGCAGGCUGUUCUACUGGGCAGCCCAUCCAGCCCCACGCUCACAGCCAGCCAGGCACAGAUGUACCUGCGUGCACAGAUGGCCCAGCAGAGUAACCUGGUGCAGGUGGCCCGGAGUCUGGGCCGGGCGGUUCCUCUGUCCCCGCAGCUCAUCUUCACUCCAACUGCCACAGUGACGGCUGUCCAGUCAGAGAGCUCCUCGCAGGCCUCCUCGCAGAAUCAGGUCCAGAAUCUAGCUAUCCGUGGCCAGCAGGGGGCGACCACGUCCUGCUCUCACGCUCAGACCCUGCAGGCUCUCAGUCUGAAGCAGAGCCCUGUUCCCAUCCAGCCGGCCAAUCUGAAGAAUCCCAGCCAAGUAACGCAGGCCUCCGCAGGAGCAAAGGCCGGCUCCUCUGACAGUUCAUCUGAAGCUGGGAAGAAGGGGGACAACUCAGAACCCCGAGCUAUCAACAUGAGCCGCAACGUCACAUCUAUCAGCGCUCAGCCACUGAUUGCUCCAGCGUACACUCAUAUCCAGCCCCACUCCCUGGUUCAGCAGCACAAGCAGCAGCAGCAACAGCAGUUUGUGGUCCAUCAGAGUCAAGCCUCCCAGAGGGCCGCGGGCCAGCUGCUGCAAACAGCCUCCAUUCAACCGUCUCAGCACCCCGUCCCCGUGCUGCCCAAACCUGCUCCGCACCAGUCCUCCAUGCCCAGCCAGCAGGCCACCAUCUUCCACUCCACCAUCAGCCCCCACGCCCUCCACUCCUCCCUGAACCACGCGAAAGCUCAGCCCGUCCAGCUCACUGCCAUCAACCUGCAAAUACAUCCAACAGCCUCCCGAAUGCUUCACGACAAUAAAGAUAAACCGACCUCACUGGUGGUCAGAGAGAUGUGUUCACCCCCUGCCGCACAGCAGCAGCAGCAACCACCACCACAACAACAACAACAACAACAACAACAACAACAACAACAACAACAACAACAACAACAACAACAACAGCAGCAGCAGCAGCAGCAGCAGCAGCAGCAGCAGCAGCAACAGCAACAGCAACCUCCACCUGUACCAUCUCAACCCACCAAGCCUGUCGAGCUGCCCAAAGUCGAGCCACCCACACCAGCUGUCCAGCCACAAGCAGGCGGAGGCUCAACCAAGAGGUUGAGUGCUGCUCCACCUGGGACCCCACCUCCAGCCAUGACCUCAGGAAAUGAGAGCAAAGCACCCACCGUGAUCGGCAGCACGCCGCAGAACGGCGAGAACAAACCGCCGCAGGCCAUCGUCAAGCCGCAGGUCCUCACACAUGUCAUCGAAGGCUUUGUCAUCCAAGAGGGGGCCGAGCCGUUCCCCGUGUGUGUGGAGCGUCUGCCCAUUCUCAUCGACAGCCCGAAGAAGAUGGAUCAUCAGCUCUCCUCGGACCCCGACAAGACCCCCGUCAGCAACGCAGCAAACAGCGACUCCGAGACCGAGGACAUGAACACAUCAGAAAAAGAACAAGAACCCAAGCUGACAUGUGAAUACUGCGGCUGGGUCGACUUUGCCUACACAUUUAAAGGUUCUAAAAGAUUCUGCUCCGUGGUUUGUGCAAAGAGGUACAACGUGGGCUGCACGAAACGGAUAGGCCUUUUCCGUCCAGAGAGGAGUAAACCGACCAAUCGCUGGCGUAGAAGAUCUCAGGGCCGCAGCAGUAUAGAGGCAAAGAAGCAGAAGCUGUCCCCCUCCCCGCAGCAGACUCAGGGCGGCUCUGUCUCCUCCCCCCACCCCUCGCAACCCAGUCAGGAGGAGUCCAGCCCGUGUUCGGACAUGUCCAGCUACGAGGAACCGCCCUCCCCGCUCUCUGCAGCCAGCUCGGGGCCCCUGCCCCCCGCCCCCGCUCAGGUCCCCGUACACCGGCACCCGAGCAGGGCCUCGGAACAGGAGGUCUGUGCUGUCAGAGACUCGCCUUCGCUCUGCUUCAUACCCAACGACCCCACCAAGUGGAACGUGGAACAAGUUUACGACUUCAUCCGAUCACUGCCAGGCUGUCAGGAGAUCGCAGACGAGUUUCGAUCUCAGGAGAUUGACGGACAGGCCAUGCUCCUGUUGAAGGAGGACCACCUCAUGAGCGCCAUGAACAUUAAACUGGGACCUGCACUCAAGAUCUUCGCACGCAUCAACAUGCUCAAAGACUCUUAGCACGUGCAUUGAUCUUGAUGAAUCUUUUUUUGUGUGUGCUUGUUCGAGAGAAGAGCGUAAAACAGGUAAAUGAUGUCCUCAUAGCACUGACAACACGGACUGACUGCUGCACUAUGACCUCAUCACUACUGAAGCCCCUCAAGCACUAAAAGCCUGCGUUUACAUGCAUUCAGUCACAGGGAAUACAAUCUGGAGUCACAGUGAGAUCUGUGCUUUAUGACAAAUGUUGAUUCUCACAUUAAAUGAGUGUAUCUGGAUAUCUGAUCUUGAUAAGGAACAAAGCAUGCAAAGGUGUAGGAGUACAAGCAUGCAGAACAUAUCGCAUGCAGGCUGCCAUAUGAUCCACCAGACUUGGGCGGUAUACUGCGAAGCGAGUUCAACAGAGCCAUAUCGUGUCAUUUCAUGACUAUUAUAUUUGAUUUACCAACUGCAGCUCUUAAACUUUGAAGCAAAAAGCAUGAGCAUAAAUUCUGCUCACUGACUGACUAUAAAGGCCUGCUAUUUACAGGAACUAGUUGGAGAACAGUGGUUUUGGCCUAUUUUAAUUUGAACAUAACCUUGAAAGGAGCAGGUUAUGUCUGCAGCAUAAGUUAUCAUGACAAUCUAGCCAGGUUAAAAGAGAGACACCUUCGUAGUACAGUAAACUCUGGCUUUAGGCUCAACAUACCUCGCUAACCCUCUAACUUGGCUUCGUAGUAUACCCCUCUGAUCUGGGUGUGGCCCUGCUUACAUGAUGUUCAGAUCUCAGCCAGGUGAAAUGCUUAAUGUUUGAGCAUUUAAAGCUUUUAUAAUGCAAUUAGUGUGUAGGACAACAUGCAUGAAAGGACACUGCAGAUUCGAGUUGCAGUUUAGACCUCCAACCCCAUAGUGCGCCCCAGUUAAAGUGCAUUAUUGAAUGCAAAACACGCAGCAAGUUGAUAAAAUCACCCAACCAAGCUGCCAAUCAGAAAGCUACAAAGACCUAAGACAUGCCAUUUUGUCUUACCGUGACAACAUGUUUGUUAUUAAUACAGGGUGCGGAUUUUGAGGUAGUCUAUUACAUGCCAUCAUCCAGAUAACACAUCUAGAUACAGACUCUUUAGAUUAUAGCAGGUGUAAACAGUCAUGGAUUUGGCCAGAGUAAGAAAAAGUUGAAUGAAAGAGAACUCUUUUGAGAAGAACGAGCCUGCCAAAGUGCACUACCUGCUCAGUGGGGUCUGUUGGGGUCAUACUGCAGCACAGUCGUUGCUGAAUUAGGACAUUAAUACAAACAUGAGUGAAUUCUGAAUUAAUUAAUAUCAUAUUAUUAGAGAUGUUUUUGUACAGUUUGGUUCGUGUAUGAAUGGAAGAGAACCAUUUCUCUUUGUAUGUGUGGCAGGGAACAGAAGAUUGCAUUCAUUAAAAUGUUCUCAUUUUUAUUCAGCAGAUGCUCCUUUUCCUUUUUUCACAAUAAGAACCUCACUGCUCCGGAAUACAAAGCUUGAAUGCAGAGAAACCGUUUACGCAGUGUCUUUUGUGACAUCGAUUUCCCUUUCAUGAGAAACUGGCCAGUUUUUCCCCUGUAGUUUUAAACUGCUUACAAAUUAUUUUUCACCGCUUUUCAAGAUGAUUUACUAAAAUAAGACAUUGAUUUCUUGUCUCAGUUUCAUAGGAGGACACUAAGUUAUCUGAGGAACAAUUGUGGUGUGCUGCUCUCUUCACAUAGCCCAACUUUUGGCACUUAUUUUCCUUUUUGUCUGCUUUAAUAUUUGAGACACUCCACCUGAAGUGAGGGCAGUGAUUGUGCAGAAAAGAAAACGCAUGUAUUUGUACAUAGAAGCUUGAACUAAGUGUAAAACUGACAUUUUUUAAGUUAUCCUUGUUAUUUUAAAACAGAAAUGUAAUUAUGUUCAAUAUUUUUGAAAUAUGCAAAUGUGUAAAUAUCAUGGCCUGGGAGUUGUUUUUUCCCCAAUAUGUUCAAAUCUAUUUGUGUUUUGUGGCUGUGAAGGAAGGUCAACUUUUAUAGGUGAGGCUUUGUCAAAUGCUUGUAUUUAUCAAAACAGUUUGUUACGCAACAUUUUGCAAUUAUAAAUAAUUUACAAUACA